AUGCACAAAGAGCGUACUGGCUCUCAGAUUCGAUAUGUCGGCAUGGCUUUGAAUAGUAACGUCUCGUCAUCGGAAAGGUUCGAAAAGAGGAAAUGUUUUGGUUUGCCGUUCAGAUGUUCACCGUGGGUAGAAAGAAGAUGCCAGAGUGUUGUACAGCGGCCUGCUUAUGCUACUAAUUGCUGCGUAGCGCAAUUAACGGUCGCCGAUGCUGCAGAACAACAUGAUGAAGUUCGCGUGGAGUUCUGUCCGCAACACUCGGAACACGAACGAGAGCAUUCCCUUCUUAUAAUGGACGCCACGUCCGAAGUCUACAUUGUAUCGCUUUUGAAGAAAGCGAUAGAGACUGAGCAUUUGACAAGAAUGAUGGAGAAAGUGUUGGAAGAAGCAGAAUUAUGUGGUGCUCUCUGUCUUGCCGGCAGAAAAAUGAAGGAAUUUCCCAGUGUGCUGUCUACAAAAUACGAUCUCUCCGACCUCGUUUCUUUAGAUCUCAGCGGGAACCGGCUAAGCGAUGUUCCUGCGUGUGUCUGCGAGUCGCGUUCACUGGAAUCAUUGCGUCUUCGAGACAACAUCUUGCGAAGUAUUCCUCUGAAUAUUUUUUAUCUACGUUCGCUAACUGUGCUAGAUCUAAGCAACAACAAAAUCGUCCACCUGCCCUUGAGUUUAUUCGAGUUGCCUUUGGAAAUCGUACUCCUGAAUGGAAAUCGCUUGGAUUCUAUUCCUCAUGAGAUUCGUCAACUUUCAUCUACUCUUGCAGAGCUAGACCUAAGUUGCAACUUGUUGAGAAGCAUCCCUGUUGAUAUUGCACUCUUGAAGAUGUUACGUGUCUUGAACCUGCGUCGUAAUUUGCUCGAACAAUUUCCUUCAGAAUUAUGUCGUCUCUCUUUGCAUACACUGGAUUUGUCGUGUAACCGACUGAAACAUUUGCCUCCACAUAUUGGGAAGAUGGGAUCUCUUGUGGAGUUCCAUAUGAGGCAUAAUCCCUUGCAAUUUCCACCAGCAGAUCUCAUUGUUAAGAUAGUUGUCGAAAACAACUGCUGCUUACAACAACUCUACAACAAAAUACUCAGUGUUCUAGCUAUCUGUUCUACUUGUCCGUUCGCAUCUAUUCCCCUCUAA
Messenger RNA from Necator americanus (New World hookworm), 1116 nucleotides. RefSeq lists its product as uncharacterized. Gene Ontology annotation, molecular function: protein binding. The transcript has 9 exons. Lineage: Eukaryota; Metazoa; Nematoda; Chromadorea; Rhabditida; Ancylostomatidae. Bases 1 to 1116 code for a protein of 371 amino acids. The record is from RefSeq and is a predicted model, not a curated record.